This is a messenger RNA of Peronospora farinosa, 2088 nucleotides long. NCBI's taxonomy places the organism in Eukaryota, Oomycota, Peronosporomycetes, Peronosporales, Peronosporaceae. The record is from the annotation of a GenBank genome assembly.
AUGGCGGACGUCACCGCCGUGGAGAAGGAGCAGGACAUAAACGGAUGGUAUGAGAUUGAGGAGACACUAACAGCACUAGAUCUUCCACCCGUUCCUCCUACAUCCGACCCACAGCGACUGCUAGGCUAUGUGCUGCACAUUCUUCCUCGCUACACCGAGAUGGAGAUGCUGGCAACGCAUUUGUGGCUUUACGCAUCGACUUUAGAGAAGGACAUGGAGCAGGUUAAGAGUCAUAUACGUUUAUUGACACGCGAGGCGACGGGUGAGCGAGAGAAGAAGCGGUUCCUCGAGCGAUAUGCGGCGCAGGUGGUUAAGGAGCGCAACGACCUACUGCAUUCGAGAGGAUCUUCCAAGAAAAAAACAGCAACAUCCUCACACUUUGUAUGGCACAGUUGCUGCAAGAAGAAUGCACACCAUGCAAUGGACUUGGCCCCGUCAAUUGUGGCUUUUCGAGGAGAGAAGCUACAGGAAGCGACGAAGCAGGUUGAAUCUCUGCAGGACGAAGUGCACAACCAUGAACUGCUGCGAAGAGAGCUCGACUUUCUGCUCAAGAAGACUCAACGCGAACAUGACAGUAAAGUAGCGGCGGAUUGCAAACACAUUCAACAGUUGGAGAAACAAAUUCUGCAGCGCUCGUCUCUACACUCGAAUCUGGAAAGAAAGCUGUACGAAGUCGAGUCGAUGCUUGCUCGGCAUGAAGGAUCCAAGGAAGAGGAGCUGGGUAUAGUCUGCAAUCGUAUGAAAGAGGCGAAAGCUCGUAUUGAUAAGUUGGAAAAGGAAAAUAGUAGGUUGCAAGAGCAGUUGAAAACGUUUGAUGACGAUAGAGAUCGGUUGAAGGUGUUGCUCGAAGAAACAACAGAGUCCAAGAAUGUCUUUGCGAAGAAUAUUGACACGUUGUCCGAGAAAUGUCACUCUCUAGAGUCUGAGGUAGAAUCCUUGCGAUCCGAGAUUAAAAUGUUGCAAAGCACGGAUAUCAAUGACAUUCGCGCACAGUACGCUACCAGGAUAAAUCGGCUGCAGAAGGACAGUGCUGUGAGUAAGGAAAAUUUGCGCCAAGAGAUCGACCGUCUGAAGCAGGAUUUGAAAAAGCGCGAUGAAUCACCAACACAGGAAGUAAGUGUGACGAUUCCAAAUGGAGUGAUGGUAUCUUUGACGAUGAUCGUCAAUUGGAUGAGUGAUGGAAUGCGGUCCUCUUUUCCAAGAAAUGAGUUAUCAGAGUCGGAUGAAUCUUUUGGCUCAUCAUCUUUGAGUGGGGAAAGCCGGUUGAACCAAGUUGAUGCUGACAACCACAGUUUUGACAACCAAAGUUUUUCAAUGCAGAGCUACAAGAAACAUUCACCCCGUCAAAGUUACGUCAGUUCUAGCAAACAAGGAUAUUCGAGAGAACUAGAGGCAGUUUCCAGAGAUCUAAGUACGUCGUCCAAAGAUUCCGACGCACAAACUCACGAAAAUGAUCCGGACAUAAAUGCUUCCAAUGAGCCAUUUGACUGGGAGACGUUUAUUGACAACGCUUCUGAGAUAUCUACCUUCCAAGAUGAGCACAGAAAACGCUCCCCUUCAACUAUUGCAAGGCACUUGGACCUUAAUACUAGCAUAAUACGUCACGAUAAUAGCUUCUUGAGAAUGUCCGGUUCCAGGUUGAAAGCGUCAAGUCUGGCUCGUAUGGACACUUUCGUGGGCGAGCAGCAACAAGCUGGCGAAGAAAAUUGUCAUUUCUCCAAUGCAAUUGAUAGUGUAUUGCUUUUCAACCAAAGCCUUGCUGAACCGGAGCUUGAUUGCGACGAGGAAGAAAAGGAGUCUAAUAAGGAUGACUUGCUCGUGGAUAACAAGCAGGAGCAGCGUGACAGUCGAAUUGUGGAUACUAGAGUCAAGCAAGAACAACGUGAAGAAAGCGCUAUGGAGGAAGAGCAUGGUCAAAACAAAUUGGCUCGAGAUUUAUAUCAAAUGCUUAACGGAAUCGAGCAGAAACGCAAAGAGGAGGAGCAAAAGGCCUCACAGGCGGAGCAGGCUUUGCUAGAGUUUCAGCAGUUACAGCAAGGUCUUCAGGCCUUGCAAAUCUCUCCUGUCUUGCCAGAUGAAUCGAGCUGA